ACCAUUUCACCUUCGACCAGCAAAAAAUAUCUAACCUUCCAAAACCUACGGAACAGAAACUACCGCCUCUUAGGCCGUAGCUGACGAAUCUCUCUAAUCGGAUGACCGGUGAUUUGACGGCGUCCAAUGUUCUUAUGUUCCCAUCCAGGGACGAUUCCCUGUGAAACGUAGCCGUUUCUGCGAUCCUGCGUGAUGAGAUUUUAAGUGCUCGUUGUAGGACUUCGAAGAGCCUCGAGAAUGGAGCGGUCGCCGAACGCAGUGGGGACUGGCAUGGACAUGCCGAUCAUGCACGAUAGCGACCGAUACGAAUUCAUCCGAGACAUCGGCUCCGGCAAAUUCGGCGUCGCCAGGCUUAUGCGAGACAGGCGAACCAGUGAGCUCGUCGCCGUCAAGUACAUCGAGCGUGGGCAUAAGAUAGAUGAAAAUGUUCGAAGGGAAAUUAUAAAUCAUAGGUCUCUGAGGCACCCCAACAUUGUUCGGUUUAAGGAGGUCAUACUGACACCAACCCAUCUGGCUAUUGUGAUGGAGUAUGCAGCUGGGGGAGAACUUUUUGAUCGAAUUCGCAAGGCAGAACGUUUCAGUGAGGAUGAGGCUCGCUUUUUCUUUCAACAGCUAAUAUCUGGAGUCAGCUAUUGCCACUCAAUGCAAGUAUGUCAUCGGGAUUUGAAGUUGGAAAAUACUUUGUUGGAUGGCAGUCCUGCUCCUCGCUUGAAGAUAUGUGAUUUUGGGUACUCAAAGUCUUCUGUGUUGCACUCACAACCCAAAUCAGCAGUUGGAACUCCUGCAUACAUUGCUCCAGAAGUGUUACUUAGGCAGCCACAGAAUUAUGAUGGAAAGAUUGCGGAUGUAUGGUCUUGUGGGGUGACAUUGUAUGUCAUGCUGGUUGGUGCAUAUCCUUUUGAGGACCCUGAGGAACCAAGGGACAUCCGAAGGACAAUAAAUAGAAUUGUUCAGGUCCAGUAUUUAAUCCCAGCCGAUAUUCAAAUAUCUCCUGAAUGCCGACACCUAAUCUCAAGGAUAUUUGUUGCAGAUCCCAAGGAGAGAAUUACCAUGCCUGAGAUAAGGAACCAUGUGUGGUUUCUAAAGAACCUCCCCAUAGAGCUCACGCAGGAAAACACAAUGAACAACCAGUACGAAGAGCCUGAUCAACCUGUUCAGAGCAUUAAUGCGAUCAUGCAAAUAAUAUCCGAGGCCACCAUACCGCCAGUGGGACUGUAUGACAUGUACAUGGACGAUGAUGACACGGAAGAUUUAGACUCUGAUCCUGAUCUCGAUGCUGACAGCAGUGGAGAGGUCAUCUAUGCAAUGUGAAUACAAUAUUUCUCCCUUAAUUAGUGUUGAAAAUCAGUUUCCAUAUAUGUCAAAAGAACCGUGUGGUCUGAUGGGCCUGUAAUGUGAGAAAUUGAGCUUUUAAGUCUGGCACGGUAGGUUUUCCUCCACUGUUUGGGAAGCUAGUCAAGUCAGGUCAAGAUACUGGUAUAAUCUGCAGUUUUCGGUAUGCUCCCUUGGGGCAAAAAGCUUAUUCCUUUGCCCGAGCCCGGUGGCGCUUCUUUUCCUUAGAAUUGUUGUUUAUUUGUCAUUUUUGCAUUGCGUGGCGCUGUAUUUGGUUUCCAGUCUGUUAUAUAUAUAUCACGCGUCUUUCUAUCUA
Diospyros lotus (date-plum) is the source of this 1648-nucleotide messenger RNA. Its product is annotated as serine/threonine-protein kinase SRK2E. The coding region runs from base 238 to 1311 and encodes 357 amino acids. Gene Ontology annotation, biological process: protein phosphorylation; intracellular signal transduction. Gene Ontology annotation, molecular function: ATP binding; protein serine/threonine kinase activity. NCBI's taxonomy places the organism in Eukaryota, Viridiplantae, Streptophyta, Magnoliopsida, Ericales, Ebenaceae. Gene Ontology annotation, cellular component: nucleus. The record is from RefSeq and is a predicted model, not a curated record. The transcript has 9 exons.